Molecule: messenger RNA, 826 nt
Organism: Moneuplotes crassus
Lineage: Eukaryota; Ciliophora; Spirotrichea; Euplotida; Euplotidae
Source: the annotation of a GenBank genome assembly
AGAAGAGUCAGACAACAUAUGAAUGGAUUCUUUAGUUCGAAGCAGAAGAAUCAACAUAUUUUUUCAGUGGAACUUGAGAAGAAGUCUCCAGAGAAGAGAAGGAGAAAGUUUAAAUUGAGGAAGAAAGACUCUUUUUGCUUUCUGGCAAAGUCACAUCAAAUUGACUCAAAUGAUAGCAUGGCUAUGAAGAAACGGGAGAAGAAAUCAAUAUUCAGCAAGUUCAUCAACUGACCUCGACUGAAUGCUCAAAGGAUAAGUAAAAUCGUUAAGAGUCAGCAUAACUCAAGAAACAAAAAUAUCUCCAUGAGCUCGUAUAGCCCCAUUGAAGCAGAUAGAAUGCUAUCUUCAAUCAUGCAGAAGGAAGACCAUUUUUCACUUUCAAGGAACAUAAUUCCUCUGAAUAUUUCAGAUCAUAUGACAGUCACUGAUAAGAUCCGCCAGCUCAACAUGAGGAAGAAGAUCAAGCAUCCAGAAGGAGACACUAAGGUAGACAAACUUCUGAGAACAAUGGUCCAAGAGAAUGAAUACAAGGAAGAAAUUGAAUCGAAAAAGAGACUCAGUAAGAUACAGCUCAUUGAGCUUAUCAAGAAACGCAAGAGCUCUAUUGUCAAGAAGUACCUCGGCAUUGACUAGAUUACACAUUGAAUUGAAAGAACUCUAUAAGCUUUAGAAUGAAACAUGAGGUGAUUUUUGGAAAUUUAAAGCAAACAGAUACAAAAGUAAAAUGGGUUUAUGAUAUCAGAGUUCUAUGCUGCGUCUUUGGAUUUUGAUACAAGAAGCUAUAAUUAAGGGUUUUAAAUUAUGUGGCAAAGAUGUCUACAUCUUG